Peronospora matthiolae is the source of this 2178-nucleotide messenger RNA. The record is from the annotation of a GenBank genome assembly. NCBI's taxonomy places the organism in Eukaryota, Oomycota, Peronosporomycetes, Peronosporales, Peronosporaceae.
AUGGUUGGCACGAUGCACCGACUGAAGAACAAGCUGCGGCUGCACAAGAAGGACGGCACGUGGGACCUCGACGAAGACUCGAUGCGUCUCAAGCAGAACCAGGACCACGUCGUGCGUCUCGACCGCAGCGGGACGUUAACGGACACGGUCAACGAGACGGACGACGUCGAGGAGAUGUUCUACAGUAGCACGCAGACCCGGUCAACGAACGGACCACCGCAGUACCGCUCGACGGAGCAGCUCCCGGGCAGACUCUUGACGCUCACGUCGUUGAACGAAGACGCCGAGACGCCAUCGGGCGGCAGCAAUGCCAGCAGUAGCUUCUCGCAAUUCAGUGACCACGCGACGUCCAUCUCGAGCGUCAACUUGACCAGCACGUACCAUCACCUCACCACCUCUGCCUCAAUGGUGUCGCACCCCCGCGCGGUCGGUGGCGCCUCCUCCGAGCUCGAGCAGCUCCGGUUCGAGCUCAUUGAGGUCAAGCAAGAGGUCGCUGCUAUUCGACAGCACGUCGUGAAUGAGCUGCACGUGACCCGCUACGACGUGCUCAAGGAACUAGCACUGCUUAAGGGUGCAAUCGCACAGGUGACAGGGACGUUCCCACCGCCGACCGCGUCCGUGCCGUUGUCGAUCCAGCGCUCGGUGUCCAACCCGCUGUCAAGUGCCGACCGCGGGGCGCUGACGCGUCAGACGUCGACAUUGACGUCGUCGGCUACGCGCAACCGCCUUGCAGCCUCCCGGGUGAACACUUACAAGCCGCCGCCUCCUGCAGCCCGAGCGAGUGUCCGCCUGACGCAGUUGUCUCCAGUUGCAGACAGUGCGCUGUCGACGCCGUUGAGCUCCGUGCAGAUGAACGAUCUGUUCCCGCUCAUUGACUUCACGACGGAGCUGGCUGCCCGUGCUCGCAGGUUGACUCCUGGCUCGCGGACGUGGGCUCUCACUCGAGCGGAAGCGUGGCUGGAGUCCCGGUUCAAUGCCGGCACGGACUCUUUGCUGGCGGUCGUGGGCGAAGGCGGCAGCGGCAAAAGCGCCUUCUGCGGCACGGUCGCCCAGCAAUAUCGAGGUCAGCUCGUGGCUGCCCAUUGCUGCCAAUUUGACCGCAAGGGCAAGAGCAGUCCACGCAACGUGCUGCUGUCGGUUGUGCAUCAGCUCGUGGUUAAUUUGCCGCUGUUCAAGAACCAACUCGCGCGGCUGAACCUCAAGUACGUGCUGGAGGAAGCUGAUCCCGUGCUCCUGGCGUCCAAGGUGCUCGUGGAUCCAUUGAAUGCGCUCGAGGAUCCCGUGGACGUGGCGUUCAUGCUCGUGGACGGCAUCGACCAGUGUAAUGUGGGACCGGCUGGUCGCAAUGAACUGCUGGAGUUCCUCGCCCAGCUCAUUCCGCAGCUCCCGUCGUGGCUUGGGGUGAUGGUCUCGUCCAAGCCAUCAUCUAAGCUAGCCAAGCGGCUUCCCGUGUCAUCGGUGCUGGACUUCAGUGCCAAGAAUGAGGCCUUCGUGGCCGACGUGUCGUCUCUUGUCGACGAGAUUGUCUGCCAUUUCAAGCGCGAAGACGUCGAGGAAGCAAAGGAGGUGCUCAAGCACAAGAGUGGAGGGAACUUUGCCUACUUGGAGUUCACCAAGCAGGCGUUGUCAGGCAUGGCGUCGGUCAGCAAAGAAGGCGUCGUCGCUAUCGACGUUCUGCGUGAACUACCAGAGACGCUGUACGACAUUUAUGCAGAGAUUUUCGAGGACAAGUUUGGUCACGGUCGAGCCCGUGUGUGGAGUAAAGCCAAGCAGGUCCUGCAGCUCGCGAUCGGAGCAACUGCAGGCCCGUACUCCCCCGUGACGGAAGAGCAAGCGCAAGAGCACUUUCGACUCACGACGGAAGAUCUGCGGUUGCUACGUCGGUCAUUCGUAGACCUCGUGGCAGUCAAGCACGGCAGCUACCGCAUUGAGAACUCGGCCUUGUGUGCCUGGUUGUGCGAUCCGGCUCGAGCAGAAGAGCAGUUCUACUUUAGUAUUGACGACGCGCUCCAGGCGUUGCGCAAGAUGCGUCGUGCUAGUGCUAGUGCCAGUUCCGGCCAGUUGACCUCAAGCGGCUCAUCGAACGGCAGUGCGCCGGGACGGUCACAGUCACCUCAAAAGACACAAACGGAGUCGGACUGCCAACCCGUGAGCAUUCUCAAGCGUGGCCGAAUGUAA